GUUCUCGGGUCAUUUCCGAACGAGACAAACAACGAUUUGAGUGAUCAACAAACUUUCAGGAAUUACUUUGAAGAUUGAACAAGAACGACUAUGAAAAACGGUCCGAAAGAAAAGCGAAGAAACUCUGAGAAGAGAAAGGAGAAGUCUCGGGAUGCUGCGCGAUGUCGUCGCAGUCGAGAAUCAGAGAUAUUUUACCAGCUCUCCAAUCAGCUUCCUUUGCCUCACAACAUCAGCUCCAAGCUGGACAAGGCCACCGUCAUGAGGCUGGCCAUCAGCUGUCUGAAGAUACAGAAGAUUAUGGGAGAAGACAGGAAGCCAGACAAAUCCCUAGCCCCAGAGAGACUGGAUCAGCUGUACUCCAAAGCGCUUGAGGGAUUUGUGCUUCUCAUGUCACGUGAUGGGGAUGUUGUCUAUGUGUCAGAUCAAGUGGCAAAGUACCUGGGGGUACAACAGAUUGAGCUAAUGGGUCACAGCAUUUUUGACUUCUCCCACCCGUGUGACCAUGAUGAGAUCCGUGAUGUUCUCUCUGCCAAAUGUCAUAACAGUAAGGAGCUGGGAAUGGAGAGGACCUUCUUCACCCGCAUGAAAUGUACCCUGACCAGCAAGGGGCGCAACAUCAACCUCAAAUCAGCCACUUACAAGGUGAUCAAGUACACAGGGAAACUGGAAGAGCUGGAGUUCCCCAUGACUGAGGGAGUCGCUGAUAAGGAGAAUAUGGAGAAUUUCCUGUACCUGCUGGCAAUUGGCGAACCCAUCCCCCACCCCUCAAACAUCGAGUUCCCACUGGAUAGCAAGACCUUCCUCACCAGACACAACAUGGACAUGAAAUUCACAUUUUGUGAUGACAGGAUCAAAGAUCUGAUUGGUUACAACAGCGAUGAGUUGAUUGGGAAGUCCGUGUACGAUUACCACCAUGCUCUGGACAGUGAGGUCGUGGAAAAGGCUUACAAAGACCUGUUUUCUAAAGGCCAGACCAUGACUGGUCAGUACAGAUUCCUGGCUAAGAACGGAGGCUAUGUACAGGUCAUCUCUCAGGCCACUAUUAUCUCCAACAGUCGCACACAGAAACCCCAGUGUGUGGUCUGUGUCCACUUUGUCCUCAGUGCUGUGGAGAACCAGAAAGUAGUUCUGUCAGAUGUGCAGCAGUCGCCUGUGGCCCUAGAGGACAUCCUGCCACCAUUGAACAUCAGCAUGAGCACUGACAAAAUCUUUGCUCCCAAAACUAAGGACAUGGAAGAAGGGUACUACAUGCCACCUGAGAUUAAAAAGGAUGCUAAAGCUCGUAAUGAGCCUGAAGACUUGACUCACCUGGCGCCCACAGCAGGAGAUGUUUGUGUUCCUCUCACUCUCUCCACCUUCCCACCAGACUCUGUGACAUUUGACUCUAAAACUGGCAUCAUCAUCGAGGACAUUCUCAGCCCGGCCGACACACCUCUCAAAAAAGAUCUGCCGUUCUCAUCCUUCAAAGAAGAGCCCCAGGAUAUGACGAGCUUCAGUCGCUGCCGUGAUCCUCCUCUCUUAUCUCCCCUGAACAGUAGCCAGGCCUCUUCGCCUUACACACAACAGAACAGCCCCAUGGAGUACAGUAAGAGCCUCAGUCCGGCUGUUCCUGACCUGAUGAACAAGUUUUCAGCCCUGGACACAAACCAAGCCCUCGAGCUCACACAGGAGCCUCUCAAUGAUGAAGACCUGGACAUGAGAGCUCCAUACAUCCCCAUGAAUACAGAGGACGACUUCGGCCUCUUCACACCAACCACCGAGUCCCUGUUCAGUAUGCCAGGAGACUUCAAUCCUGGAUUUUUUGGCACCACGGAGAGUGUGUUUGUGCCGAAAUCGCUGUUCCAAGACAACAGUCGUUUGCCAAGCCCAAUGCCAACCAUCCGUGAGAUGUGGCUACGAGAGAGUGGUACAAACAUGACCCAGCCGGCCCGCAUCGUACCCCCGCACCAAGCCAAACGGCCACUAGAGAGAAGCUGCUUCGAAAAAGGUCCUCCUGUGGCAAAAGUCCCCAAGCUGGACUCGGGACAGGAAACUAUAGCGGCCAGUCUGAAAGACAAGAGUGUCUUAAUGAACCUGCUACUGACAGGUGAAGAUCGUAACCAUGGCUACAGCGUACGCAACUCUCUGAUCCGGCGUGUGUCUAAUGCGGGGGAAGAAGACUCUGUGGAACCCACCCCUAGUGCCCAGGCCCUGCUUCUGCCUAGUAUCACCCAACAGGACUGUGAAGUCAACGCCCCCACUAAAUCCCUCAAUCUCCUGCAGGGAGAAGACCUCAUCCGGGCGCUGGACUCUGGGACUCGACCCAUGUCCCCUAUCGUUAUGACAAGCAUAGGAUAGGGCAAGGCGAGCCUGAGCGGCAACAUGGCCACUCCUCCACACCCAACUUUGUUUUGUCAGAAGAUUUCUUUUACUGGUAUUUGAUUUCAUAAACUCUGUCUGGAACAUUAUAAGGCAUGCACGUUUUUGUUGUGGAGACAAAAGAGACAGAAGAAUGGCUUUGAGAACAGGACAGAAGACUUGUGUAUACUGCGUCACAUGUGCUGAUUGAACAGGGCAUUUCAUGUUCUCUCUCUCUCUCAACUGUAUUAUUUCUGAUCAUCUGGCAGUAUUUUCAGGAGAGACAAGGAGCUGUUGAAUUACUGAGUUCGAAUCAACUAGUCCAUGCUUGGAUCCUGUAGUGGAAAGUGACCAUGUUGUUACCUGGGAAAGCUUGAAGAAGGGCAAAUAACAGACAGAGGAUUACAAAGUAACACCAGAGUUGUCUACCCCUCUGCAGCCAUAACUUCAUUCAAACCCACUUCGCAGGUGGAUCUACAGAAAGUGGUCAUAUUAAAGGUCAUGACCAGGCAGUGAAUUUGUUAUCUUGCACUGCCAUUAUAUGUUUUGCAAUCAUCCAAGUAAAGCUCUCCAGUCAAAGAUUUUUAGAUGCUUUCUAUAAUGUGUAGGAUGCAAAUUGUGCAUAGGGUUUACAUAACAAGACUUAAAACAUUUUCGAAAAAAUAUUUCGUGUUGCAAGUCUUGAGGACAUUUCAUUAUUCUAUGUUCUCUUGAAUUUGGAGAAGAAGAAAAGUAGUAAUGCUGUUAACUGAAGUGCUUUAGAAGUAGUCAAUAAUAUUAUAUUAAAAGGACGAGAGUUAAUGUGGACUGUGAAAACUGUAAAAUGGCAGAUGGCUAUUUCUCCUCCUGAGACUAACUGUCCAGUAAUGGCUUAGUUUGGGUUUUCUUUAUGUCAGUGAACCUGACAGAAAACAAUGUUGUCUUUCAUGUUAAAUAUAACGCUCAGUAAAUGGAUUCAGCUGGGUACAGAUCUAUUCCCAGAUUCGCUCGAAAUGUCGGUCCUUAUGUGGCCUUAAAAAAACAGGCGUCGAGUCAAAAGAAAGCCUGUCUAUAAACCUUGCCAUCAUGCUCAGUCCUCAGUAUCCAUCACUGUCUGGAUUCUGGGCAUCUAGUGUUCAUUAAGGUCUGUAAAGGGCUACUAAGGUAAACGGUUUUUGAGUGUGUGUGUAAGUAGAUCCUUUAAAUAAUGGAUUGUAGUCUAUUCUCCAGUAUUUUCACAGAGGUAUAUUUAGAAAUUUCUAUAUUUUACAUAAAGUCACUGUCAUGUUCGGUGCAGUUUCAUUUUAUUUGGAGAACUUGACUAAAUAUGUAUGAGUUGGGGUCCUCACUUCACCUCCCCAAACAUAUCAGGAAAAAAGAAAAGAACAUAGGAAAAAGUGCUAUAAAAGCAAUGAUAUAUAUGAUAUAUGAUUGUGAAAUAUACAGCUUAAACCGUGUGGCAUAAUUUCAGUGAACACUCAGUCUAGAUUCAUUAUAGUUUAUUGGUAAUAACAGUUUUGCAUCCAGUAAAUAUUUGGGAAAUCCAAACAAGUAAUUUAUGUACUGAAAUGAUUGUAAUUGCUCUAAACAUUUGCCCAAAAACUGUACAUUUUUACAGACAAGUAAAUGUCAUUAAAUAUUACUUUGGUGCUGACAAUCAUGCUUGUCCAGGAGUACAUCAUCCUACCAUCCAAACCAGUCGUAAAGCAGCUUUAACAGUUGGUAAGUCAGUCAGAAUGGGCAAAUUUUGGGUCAAAUACAGCAUUCAUUGUGUGCUAGGCAGCGUGAUGCUGUCAGACAGGAGUAAUUUUCUUGUGUAAUAUGUAACCAGAGGGUUUCUUAUUCUGCCUUUCUCAAGCUGUGUCGUCAGAGCCUGCAUCAUAAUUUGAACUGCGUGUGUUUAUCUCCUCUAGUAUUGUUAUUAUGUUCAGCCUUGUAACUUGCACAGCCCCAGUGGGCUGGACCUGCCUAUUGUUGUGUGAAUUUGUGCUGUUGUUUAGUUGUAGAGUAGAUAUUACAUAACGUACUAUAACAGUCCUCACAGGGUGCAGACUAUGAUAUAUUUUUAAAACAGGAGUUUUGUGUAGCUCUAGUUGUUGUUGUUGUUUUGUGGUGUUUUAUCGCGUGUUUUAACACUUGCAUGAAUGACAAGUAGUAUGUAGACUGGGACCAAACUAUCUCCUUUUAGGGAGGGAAAAAAAGUGUUUUUUUUUGCUUUUAAGACAGAUUAUGGUUCAAAAGAAAUCAGAUGAAAAUGUACAAAAUUAGAUAUACGGCUUUUGUGACUGACAGUAGGAUGGUUUUUGUACUAUUAC
Molecule: messenger RNA, 4631 nt
Organism: Liolophura sinensis
Lineage: Eukaryota; Metazoa; Mollusca; Polyplacophora; Chitonida; Chitonidae
Product: hypoxia-inducible factor 1-alpha-like
Biological process (GO): regulation of transcription by RNA polymerase II; cellular response to hypoxia
Molecular function (GO): DNA-binding transcription factor activity, RNA polymerase II-specific; RNA polymerase II transcription regulatory region sequence-specific DNA binding; protein dimerization activity
Source: RefSeq, a predicted model, not a curated record